AUGAAAUCAUCACAAAUUGCUCUAAUCUGCAUCGUCAUAUUUUCCCUCUUCGCUCUGCAUGAGGGUGCACGGAGCGACCUCUACAUACCAUCUUGUGUCAAACAGAGUUGCGACGGUUUCAUCUUUAAUAAGGAUUGUUGGUGCUGCUUCGAGCCUAAAGUUCACAAGAAUGCAUGCUGGAAAGCCGAUCAUCCCAACGCCAAAGAAAUUUGCUUCCAAGAAUGUUCGAGGAAGAUUUGA
This is a messenger RNA of Eutrema salsugineum, 240 nucleotides long. Its product is annotated as EMBRYO SURROUNDING FACTOR 1-like protein 3. The transcript is spliced from 2 exons. The record is from RefSeq and is a predicted model, not a curated record. NCBI's taxonomy places the organism in Eukaryota, Viridiplantae, Streptophyta, Magnoliopsida, Brassicales, Brassicaceae. The coding region runs from base 1 to 240 and encodes 79 amino acids. Gene Ontology annotation, biological process: suspensor development.